Molecule: messenger RNA, 3702 nt
Organism: Penicillium atrosanguineum
Lineage: Eukaryota; Fungi; Ascomycota; Eurotiomycetes; Eurotiales; Aspergillaceae
Product: C2 domain protein
Exons: 5
Coding region: 1-3702 (1233 amino acids)
Molecular function (GO): lipid binding
Source: RefSeq, a predicted model, not a curated record
AUGGCUUCCGGGGCACAGCGCGAACCCGGCGAGCCUACGCGCCACCGCGUUGGAGAGCAUUGGAGUGGUGCCAAUCCUGUUCCAACAGUCCAGAAAUUUAUCGAACAUCUCGACGAGGAAAAGAAGGAGCGCGACAAGCGAAUCGACGAUGAGAAUCAGGUCAAGAAGGAAGAGGCUGCGAAAAAGAAAGAUAUGGAGAGGAGAGGAGAAGACCCGAACGAGGCACAGAAUAAUGGAGAUGUCAACAAACACAAACCACGCGAGGUCUCGCAAGCGAAGAUUCGCACGGUGACCGAUCCCACUACUGGCAAGGAUAUCGGCGUCGAGGAUCAAGAUGAGACCUCGAUGGAAGCAGUCAAAAACCCUAUGUUGACUGUCCCUAAUGCUAAUCUUGGGCAACCCACCGAUGUACAAACAAGACACGAUCAAGAAUUCUCGGAGUAUAAGGAGAACCAGGAUAUCACGGCGCCCCCGGAUCCAAUUGCGGAGGGCACAACAUCCGAUGUUCCCAUUCGUGGUGAAAAGACAAAUGUGCUCUUUCAUCCUACGCCGACUAUUUCAUAUGGGCCGAUGUAUGAGAAGCUGGAGAAGACUGCGAUGGGGCUGUGCAUCGCCAUAUCAUUCGGUAUCAUCGUUCUAGGGCGGACCUUUGGAGGUUCCCUGUGGGGUCUCAUUCCGCUCGCCGGAUGCAUUACAAGCGGCGUGUGGCUGUGGAUGCACGAAGUUAUCCGUAGUGGUAAAGAGAUGGAAUGGAGCAGCGAGCAACUCCGUGGACAGACCGCAACUGCAAACCUUCUCCCAGAAUCAGUCGAAUGGAUGAACACCUUCCUCGGCGUCAUCUGGGGGCUUGUCAACCCCGAUAUGUUGCAACCUGCCGCGGACACGAUUGAAGACAUCAUGCAAGCCUCCGCCCCAAAGGUGGUUGAGAAUGUCCGAAUUGCCGAAAUCGAUCAGGGUAACAACCCAAUCCGCCUCCUCAGCAUGCGCGCUCUGCCAGACAGUUAUGUCCAGAACCUUAAGGACAAUAUACAUGACGAGAACAGGAAGAACAAGGAUCCACAAGAAGCUGCCGCCGCUGAAGAGGGAGGUAGCUACUACAACAUGGAAGCAGCCUUUGCAUAUCACGCAAAGCCAUCCGGCGCAAGCACUUCCGCCAAGGCUCGCAACAUGCACAUGCAGCUGGUUUUCUACUUGGGAAUCCGAGGCCUGUUUGGCGUCCCAUUCCCCGUAUUUGUUGAAUUGACCGAGUUGGUCGGUACGGUUCGUCUGCGCUUGCAAUUGACCCCUGAGCCACCAUUUGCAAAGGAAGUCACCUUUACCCUCGUCGGUAUUCCACACGUCAAGGCCGGCUGCGUGCCCAUGUUGCGGAAAGGAGUCAAUAUCCUCAACUUGCCCUUGAUCUCCAAGUUCGUCAACUAUGCCAUUGGCGCAGCUUGCGCCAUGUUUGCUGCUCCCAAGUCGAUGACUAUGGACUUAAGUAUGCUGCUCAAGGGUGAUGAUAUUGAAAAGGACACUCAGGCUUUGGGUGUUAUGUGGAUUCGAAUCCAUCGUGCUAUUGGUUUGAGCAAGCAGGAUCGCCGUGGUAGCGAGGGUGGUGGUAGUGACCCGUACAUCAACCUUUCCUUCUCCAAGUAUGGAAAGCCUAUGUACUGCACGCGUGUUAUCACGGAUGACCUCAACCCCAUCUGGGAAGAGACUGCUGCACUGCUGGUCACUCCGGAACUGAUUAAGGCUAAUGAGAACCUGAGUAUCGAGCUUUGGGACUCUGAUCGCAACACCGCGGAUGACAUUGUCGGAAAGGUUGAAAUACCCAUCCACGAGCUGCUCGAGCACCCCGGCCGGAUGUACCCACAGGUCUCCAAGCUCCAGGGUCUUGAGGUGGAGAGUGAGAUGCCCGGCCAGCUCCACUGGGAAGUCGGGUUCUUCGGCAAGCCAAAGCUUCGCCCAGAGCUGCGCACUGAUGGCAAGAAGAAGGACCUCCCCGAGAGCCUGAAAGGCGACCCGACCUUUGAGGAUGAGAAGGGCACUAUCACUAGCGAAGAGGAGGAUGCAGUUAUGCACACUCCACCAGAUCCCAUCUGGCCCAGUGGUAUUGUUCACAUCGUUGUGCACCAGAUUGUCAAUCUGCAGCUUGCCAACAUCAAGGGCAGUGAUGGAAAUCGCAAAGGCAAGGAGUACGAGCCUGCGAAAGCGUCUGGUGAAAACACUGAAGAAGAGGGAGGUGAAUUGCCUACGAGCUACUGCAAGAUCAUGCUCAACGACCAACUGAUCUACCGCACUAGAGCCAAGGCCGUGAGCUCCAAGCCCAUCUUUAAUGCCGGAACAGAACGCUUCAUCCGCGAUUGGCGCUCUGGCGUAGUAACCGUCACCGUGCGAGACCAGAGGUACCGCGAGCAUGACCCGAUCCUUGGUGUCGUCCCCAUCAAACUUUCCGACCUCCUCCAGACCAGCUCGCAGGUCACUCGGUGGUACCCAUUGGACGGUGGCGUUGGAUUCGGACGCAUUCGUAUCUCAAUCCUGCUCCGUCAUGUAGAGACCAAGCUGCCGCCCACCAUGCUAGGCUGGGACGUUGGCACAUUCGAGUUUGCUUCUGACAAGGUUGUCGCCAAAGACUAUGGUCAUUACACCAAGAUCAAGAUGCGCACCGGAGGUAGUGUGGGUAAGCUCUCGCGGCGUUUCUGCCAUAUGGAUGGAAAUGAUGCCACGUUCGAUACCUCGGAUGAGAGCUACCGCGACUCGCUGCGUAUGCCAGUCAAGCACCGGUAUCGUUCGCCCAUAGUCUUCGAGUUCCACACCAAGGGAAAACGAGGCGCUGCGGCAUAUGCCGUUCUGUGGUUGCAGCAUCUAGUCGACAACGAAAAGACCGACAUUGAUAUCCCAAUCUGGACAACCAAGGCCGGCACCCGUCUGACACAGAACUACAUCACCGAAGCGAACUGGCGCGCCAAGGAAGUCCCCGGUCUGCAAGAUUUGACAGAAGUCGGACGCCUCCAAUUCAGCUGCCAAUUCUCUGCCGGCAUUGAUGAAUCCCACGAGGCAUUCGUGGUAGACAACGACUCGCGCGAGACUUUUGAAACAUGGGAAGCAUGCAUGGCCCAGGGAGUCCGAUCCCGCAGCGUCUCGAUCGAAGUGCCCCAAGAAGUUCAAGAGAAGCACGAACAAUCCCUCGUUGACGGCCGCGACGUCCUCAAGCAGGCCGACCCUGCCGAGCGCCGCCGCUGGAUCGACCGCGAAGGACACGACUGGAGCGGUGCAUUCGGCGAUGACCCUCGCGCCUACACCGAUUCUCAUGGCCACAAGAUCGCCGAGCCAGGAAAGGACAAGCCUCCUCAUGAUCCAGUCACCCCGCCCCCACUCAAGGGUCAGCCUUCCUUGCGCUCCUCGCAAUCCGGAGGGGCUGAUAGAGUUGACGGCUCCUCCACCUCCGGCGAGUCCGAGGACGAAGAGGAGAAGUCGUCGAAUGAGCCGUCGACCGUCAGCCCCACUGCGACUGCUUCUUCGUCGCAAGCGAAUACCAGCCAGACCGAUAAGGCGAAUAAACGCAGCGAUCAACGUCAGCAGCGUGGCUUGAUGCAGUGGCGUCCUGCGCGCAACGCGCAGUUUGCGAAGGACGAGGCGAAGUUUGCGUUGCGCAAACUGAAGAAGAAGAUUGGAGCUGGUGAUCUUACUGGCCGUGAGCCUGAUAUUGAGACGGAGACUUGA